AAAUUCUCUAAAAAGCGAAGUCUGAACUCAGAGGCGCGGCAGCAGCAACAAUGGAGGAGAACCGCUGCAAGUUCUGGCUUCCCAAAAAGAACCGAUUUUGUGCCAACUCCCCUCUAAACGAUUCCCAGUUCUGCGGCAACCACAAACCGAGGUCCAUUGAACAGUGGAUUCCAUGCCCCAUCGAUCCUUCUCAUUUUGUUCUAAAAGAAAAUCUUGAAAGCCAUGUUAAGAGAUGCCCUUUAUUGAAACAAGCUCAAUCCUUGUCUCUUCAACCAUUUUAUCAAAAGGGCAUCAAUGCUGGCAAAGAAGAAGAAGAAGAAGAAGAUAAUGUUAGCUCUGAGAUGAAGAGGAGUGCUGUUUAUAGCAUGACUGUGACUCAAUUUUGCAAACUUAUUAAGAAGAUUGAAUCUGUUCAUGCUUCUACAUGUAAGGAUAUCUGGGAAUCAUAUAAAGUUCCAGAAGCUUGUAAUAAGUGGAUUAAAAGAGAAGUAGACAGGAAAUUACCAUUUCAAGAGAAACAUGUAGCACAACAAGCGUCAAUUCUUGGGAAUUUGGAGGACUUUGGGGUGAUAAAGAGUUCAAUAGGAAGUAAAGAGGUUGAUAGUCAGGGGUUUUGUAGUGAUGAUAACAAUUUUGUUCACGCAGUCGUUGAAUUUGGAGCAGGGAGAGGGUACUUGACACAGAUGCUGGCAGAUUGUUAUGGAUUUGACAGGGUCUUUCUGGUUGAGCGCAAGUCGUACAAACUUAAGGCUGAUCGAUCUUUGCGACAGAAGGAGAGCUUGAUAUUAGAGCGUUUGAGGAUUGAUAUUGAGGACUUAAACUUGAAUGCUGUUGAGUCUUUAAGGGGAAUCCCUUAUUUGGCUAUUGGUAAACAUCUCUGUGGGCCAGCAACUGAUUUGACACUGAGAUGUUGCUUGUCUGAGCAAUGUAAUCAAGGCAGUGUGCAAGAUUGCAGGAGCAAUGCUAACCUUAAAGGCCUUGCUAUAGCAACAUGCUGCCAUCAUCUUUGUCAGUGGAAACAUUACACAAACAGGAAGUUCAUGUCCGAUUUGGGGAUCACCAAGGGACAAUUUCAUGCAAUGACAUGGUUUACCUCCUGGGCAGUAGAUGCUGACCAUAGUUCAGAUCUUCCUGAUAUUACUGACUGCAGUUUGCAGUUACAAUCCAUUUAUUACAGUGAGGAGAAACAAUGCUUUGGGGACAUGCAUGGGGUUGAAGAUGUUGUGAGGAAUAUGAAACCAGUUGAAAGGGCUGUGUUGGGUUUUAAGUGUAAGCAGAUCAUCGACGUAGGAAGGAUGAUGUGGGCAAAAGAACAUGGAUUAGACACACAGCUUGUGAAGUAUGUCCCUUCAGGCAUCUCUCCAGAAAACCAUUUAUUGCUUGCCAGACAUGCCAAGUGCUUGUAAGACACAUCAUUUACUUCAGAUUUAGGUUGUAACCAUUAAAAUUCAUGCCCAUUAUAUGCAUAGCCAUCUCUAUUUUCAUCUAGAUGGACGUGCAAAGGAAUGUUACACAAAUUUUUAACUGGUGCGACUAGCAGUUUGCUUGGCUUUUAUUGGCAUCUGUGGUUCAAAAGGGCAGAUAGCAUGUGCCCGUUUUAUAUCCAUAUUUGGCUGGGGAUUGGAAAUCUUCACGCACAUGAUUUGCAGAUCGUAAAUUUAGAUUCAUUUGAGGGGGAUCUCUUUUCUUCUCUUCUCUUCUAUCA
Populus nigra (black poplar) is the source of this 1705-nucleotide messenger RNA. RefSeq lists its product as uncharacterized. The record is from RefSeq and is a predicted model, not a curated record. The transcript is spliced from 9 exons. Bases 51 to 1406 code for a protein of 451 amino acids. NCBI's taxonomy places the organism in Eukaryota, Viridiplantae, Streptophyta, Magnoliopsida, Malpighiales, Salicaceae. Gene Ontology annotation, biological process: tRNA methylation.